Messenger RNA from Momordica charantia (bitter melon), 3891 nucleotides. RefSeq lists its product as uncharacterized. NCBI's taxonomy places the organism in Eukaryota, Viridiplantae, Streptophyta, Magnoliopsida, Cucurbitales, Cucurbitaceae. The record is from RefSeq and is a predicted model, not a curated record.
GUCCAUUUUUCAUUUAAAAAACUCUCUCCCUCUCUCUCUCUCUCUCUCUCUCUCUCUCUCUAAAUACUUAUCUUGUAGGCUGCAUGUCACUUGGCAGUCUUGUUCACUAUCUCUUUAACCGAGCCUUCAUGAACCACUAAAUUAGCCUCUUCAAUAUCUCUGUCAGUUUUUGUAAGACCAUUUACUGUUUCCUUGUUAACUCUCUCCAUUUCCUUUCCUAAGCUCCAUUUUCAGUUCCAUUUUCAUUUUCACCAACAUUUCUUCCACAGCAUUAUCUGCUCUGAAAGCUCAACCUCUUAACUCAACUCCAAAAUGUCAUUCUUGUGCCAAUUGAUUUCUGACCUCACGUCUCAGACUGCAAACUUCGUACUUUUCUGAAAAAUGGGUCUUCUUAAAGCUGCACUCCUGGUUUGUCUUUGUUGGGUUUUCUCUCUUUUGYGGUUUGGAGCUCGCUGCCAUGGUUCAGAGGUCACUGUGAAGUUCUUGAAGGCCCCUAAUGCUUUCUCACGAUCAAAGUCGGCCACUUUUGUGUUUGAAAUUUUAGUGAACGGACUCACUGAUAGUUGCAAGGACUGUAACAUCAGUUGCUCGCUGGAUAACAGCCACCCUUUAGAUUGUAAUGACAGGAAGAUUUUCUAUUCAGAAUUGGAGGAUGGAGAGCAUAAAUUCAAGGUCUGCACUAAUUUGUCUAAGGGAGUUGGCUGUUCUAGCUACAACUGGACUGUUGAUACAGUUCCCCCCACAGCAUCUAUUAUGGCCUCGACAACAUUUACGAAUGCUUUAAAUGUUUCUGUAAAUAUUUCUUUCUCUGAACCUUGUACUGGUGGUGGAGGUUUCGGAUGUUCAUCUGCACAGGCCUGCAACCUACUGGUGUAUGGUGGAGGACAUGUUCUACCAUCAUCUUUCAAAAUUCUUCAGCCCAACCUCAAAUAUUCUCUUUCUGUGGCCUUGCCAUCUACUACUCAAUUUGGAAGAAUCGUAUUAGUGAUGGACAAGAAUUUCUGUACUGAUAGUGCAGGAAAUAUUUUCACAAGAACAGAAAAGUCAAUUUCUUAUGUGCAUUUUGAUAGAAGAAAAGAACUUGCCAGCCUAAGAACUCGCGUUCCGGAAAGGCUACUCGAGCUCAACAGUGAAACCAGACUGGUACAAGCAACAAACAAACACGAUAACUUGAAGGUGUUUUUAUACUUUUCAGAACCAGUUCUUAACUCAUCUGUGGAGGUUUUGAAUUCUCUUGAAGUAAGCGAAGGCACGCUUCUUCCAAUAAGCGGAAGGAGUCUUGGAAAUCGCAGAUUCAGUUUUUUGGUUACAAAUGUUUCUGGAAUUGCAAUAAUCACCGUGAGCCUCAAGCCUAACUCUAUUAUAAGCAGACAAGGAAAUCCUGUUGCACCACUUUCACCAGUUACUUUCCUUUAUGAUUCUCUUAGGCCCACUGUGAUGCUCGGUACAACUACUUAUAUGAGGACAAGAGAAAAAAUAUUUUGGGUCGUUGUAAAUUUCAUGAAGCCUAUAUUUGAUUUCAACUCUUCCUGCGUAUCGAUCCGUGGAGGUCGUUUGCAGAGCUUCCACGAGAUGGGCAGGAAUAUUUACUCUGUUGAAGUACAAGCUGAGGAGGAAGUCGUAUCUGUCAGUGUCCCGGAAAAUGUAACCGUCGAUGUUGCUGGAAAUCGCAAUCUAGCAUCAAAUGUUCUUCAAGUGAGGCACUAUUCUAUACCGACAAUAUCGUCUGUGGUUUCGACCUUUACAAUUGCUUCAUUUACGGCAACAUCCCUUGCAGCAGGACUACUCACUGUAUCAACAGCUAGCCUUCAAUCAGAAGGAGUGUUCAUGAGAUCAUCUUCUUCUCUGACAUAUAAUCCUACAAGGAAUAUUUUCAGAAUUGCUUGCCACAUUCAAAUUUUCGCACUAUCUAUAUGGUUGCCGGUAUCACUGCCAGUUGAGUACUAUGAAUUUGCAAGGGGUUUGCAAUGGAGUAUCCCUUAUUUUAGACUCCCAUGGGAAAGAGAACGUGAUCAUCCUGACUUAAGUGGCUAUAGCCCUUUGACUGGAUCAAAUCCUUAUCUUGCCAAAACUCUUGAUUCAAAGGUUCUUCAAAACAAGGUUCCAGGCAAUAACUUCACCAUGGUUGAUCAGUUAUACGGAUUGCCCCUUACUCCAAUGGAAUACAGAUCAUUUUUCGAGAGCCAAAAUAUCAAACCCCUAGCUGAUAAUAUUUUUGAAGCAGGAAGUUGCAGUCUGUGGAAAGACUUCUAUAGAAGCAUGUUCUGGUUAGGAAUUUUUGCUGGCAGUUUGAUAUUCCUCCAUGCAUUUUUCCUUUUUAUUAUGAAAUGUCGAAAGAAAAUAUACGACACACAGGGCAGUUACGGAGCGCUUACCUUCCCUAGAUUCGAGAUAUUCGUUACAUUUGUUGCACUGCCCUCUAUGUCUAUGGCCUCGGGUGCUCUAUUUAGAGGAGGAACUCUUGCAGGAGUAAUAGUUGGAGUUUUGCUGCUCGGUGUUCUGUCGCUUCUUUUGCUAGCCUUGCUGUUGUUUCUGUCAAUCGGAAUCACGUUCGGGAAACUACUUCAGUACAAAGAAGUUCAUCAAGAAGGUCAAAAAUUUCACUGGUAUCAAGAACUCGUUCGUGUAACGUUAGGUCCCGGCAAGAGAAGUCAAUGGACUUGGAAAAACCAGCCAAACUCAAUUUACCUUAUCAUUUUUGGGCCAAUGUAUGAAGAUCUGAGAGGCCCCCCAAAGUAUAUGCUGUCUCAGAUUUCAGUAGCGAAUCCCAACAAACAUGGCGAUCGCAUUAUCGCCUCGGAUGAUGAAACAGAAGAUGCAGAAGCACCAUUCAUCCAGAAGCUGUUCGGCAUCCUUCGUAUAUACUAUACACUCCUCGAGUCUAUCAGGCGAGUCAGUCUUGGAAUCAUGGCUGGUGCCUACAAGGAAACACUCUCUUCCAGAACUCCUAUAGUUGCCUUAUUAUGCAUCUCAUCAUUUCAGCUCUUUUUCCUUGUUCUCAAGAAGCCGUUUAUCAAGAAGAAAGUUCAAUUGGUUGAGAUCGUCUCCAACACAUGUGAAGUCGGUCUUUUCAUUAUUUGUGCUGUUCUCUUAGAGAGAGAAUUCUCGAUCGGGGAUCAAACGAAACUCGGAAUAACGAUGCUGGUGCUGUUCCUUGUAGGCUACUGUCCACAGCUGAUCAAUGAAUGGUAUGCUUUGUACAAACAGGCAAAGCAGCUUGACUUUGCUGGCCAAUCAUUCAUUUCAGGACUCAAAGUAGCUUUUGUUGGAUUCCUCCUCCUGUUUCUCCCACAGAGAUUCAUUAAAAACUUGGAAAGUAUAUUUGCGGUGAACCUCAGCGGAGGCUCCGAAACCGCAGAUAACUCGUCUGAUAGGAACAGGUAUAGCAGUCGGAGCUCGAGUAAUGAGAAACCAUGGUUGAAACAGCUUCGGAAGCUGGCGAAGGCAAGCUUCACUAAAGAGCAACCUGGGACUUCAACUGAUCCUUCAGGCAGCGGUACACGAUGGAGUGGAUUUUGGGGACGGAGAAGUAGGAGCAGAAGCAGCAGAAGCUCCUCCAUAAGUUCUUCAACUGAUUUCAAGUCCAAAUCCAAAGGCUUGUACAAGGAAUUUGAAACCAUUUUUUCAUCCAGGUGAAACUAAAACACAAAUGUAUUGGUAAUGGCAUCAUCUUCUUGAAGUUCAUUCACUGUUUAGUUUAUUAUCCCAUAUAGUUGAUCAUUUAGGGAGGAGAUUACAGACAAUUGGGUUCCCAUUUUAUUUUUGGGUACAAAAUUUAUGUUCCUGUAUGGCCGUGUAUAAGAGCUUCAGAUUUAUUGUGCAUUAAACUUAAAAAUGAAAUCCAAGAUUCACCCAACAAAAUACUUGCAUUAAGAUGGAAACUUGAAGCAA